Messenger RNA from Empidonax traillii (willow flycatcher), 246 nucleotides. RefSeq names its product prokineticin-1-like. Bases 1 to 246 code for a protein of 81 amino acids. NCBI's taxonomy places the organism in Eukaryota, Metazoa, Chordata, Aves, Passeriformes, Tyrannidae. The record is from RefSeq and is a predicted model, not a curated record. The transcript is spliced from 3 exons.
AUGGGCCGAAUCCUGCGGCUCCUCUGCCUCCUCCUGCUCCUCAACUCCUGCCCCUGCGCCGUCAUCACCGGGGCCUGCGAGCGGGACCCUCAGUGCGGCAGCGGGACCUGCUGUGCCGUCAGCCUCUGGCUGAGGGGGCUGCGGGUCUGCACCCCCCUGGGCCGGGAGGGGGACGAGUGCCACCCCUCCAGUCACAAGGCAGAGCGGCCCCAGGUCUGGGAAUUCGGUCAGACCCCCCCGAUCUGA